GCAAACUGUACAGCAAGUACAGCAUGUCUACCCAACCCAGGUUCAGUAUGUGGAAGGAAGCGACACAGUCUACACUAAUGGAGCUAUUUUUGUGUUGAAAGCUCACGUUGUAUUCAGUGACGUUAAAACCUAUGAGUUACUGGUUUCCAUAGCAUCACCUCAUCCGGUUGGUAUAGCCUGCAUCUUUUGGUUUCCAGAUUAAUUCGUUUUUAUUAUAGUUAGUUUAAGAGCUCUUUGCUGAGUUGCAAUUAUCGUUGCAUGUAAUAAUAACACUUUUAUCUCACUUUUAAUUACAUCAUUGAUCUCUGUUGCUGAAGAUUUGCUUUAUGAUCUCCAAUAAUCAGGUGUACAAGAAGAACCUGAUGUAAACCUGGUUGUUGGAACAAAUAUGUUUAUCUCAAAGUCCAACCCAUCUAUCUAUCCCAAAGAUCGCUCUUGGUGCAGUCAUAAGAAGUAGUUACAAGCAGAUUUAGGUGUUGCAAUACAAUCAGUCCUUAUUUAGGGACUGUACAUGAUUUGUAGAUCAGAACAAGGUAAAAGCAAACAGAUAUUUCCUUUUCCCUAUCCUUUCCACAGGGAGUGACUUACUUGUCUUCUGAAACAUUGAGCACUUUCUAGACUUUGCAUUUGUACAAAGUACUACUUCUUUAAUUUCAUUUCUGCAAGUGUGGUAUGUCUUGCUUAUGUCCUUUGUGGACAGUCUGUUUCUUUUAUCUGUAUCUGUUUUUACCAUCAUCAGCACCUUUCAUUCAUUGCCAUAUUGUACUGGUACCUCAUAGGAUAUUUCUCCUUUGGGAGAAAUUACAGUGCUUACUUCCUUCACAAGCAUUUUGCUGAACUGUUUAUUCUGCACUUCCACUACUACUUUUUCCUAAACUGACCCUUACUGCAUUGGAGUAAAUUCUGUAAAUUCAAUAAAUUGUAUGUUUCCAAGGCAGAUGUAACACCAUCUCUGCUAGCAGUUAUCUUUUACAUCACAAGGGAAGCAAUAUUUCAAUGCUAUCACAAGGUUUCACAGUGAUACCUUGGCUUGAUCAAACAGGUGAAUCAGGACUGCAUGAUGCUUAAAUAUAUGCAAAGGCUACUGCAAUGCAAAGAACUGGUUUUACUUUUCCAAAGAAAUAAUAGAUUAGCUGCCUACUUUAGUGCUGUUUCCCAAAUGAACUAUUUUGCUUUGUUUUCAGGAGUCUGCAAGGCAUUUCUUGUAGAUUAACUUUCAAGUUUCAUACUGCUGAUUUUGAAGCUUUUGCAAUACCCAAAAUAAAAAAGAAUUUUAUUAACUUAAAGAGGGUUGAGAGGAAAUAAUAUAGUAUGAGCUUUGUAAAACUUUCAGGAUUUGAAAUCUAGUUCUGAAAUUUCUCUAAGUCUCUGAAGUCUGUGGUGAUAGUAAAAAUUCUGACUUUGAUUGUUGAUAAGGUGCUAUAUGUUCUUCACUUCUCUUAAAAGUAAUGAUUCUGAAGCAAAAGAUCAUUAUCUCUGAGUCUAUUGUUUACUAAGCUUUCAUAAUUUAAAAAGAAAAACAGAACAAGCUGUAAUUUUCUAUUACCUUUCUCUGUUUUAAUAAGGAACUAAUCCUUGUGUAGAUAAAUGGAAAAAAACACUGACUUCUCAGCCUUGGACAGAUGUACUAAUGAUCUACCAACUGUAUAAAUACUGAAUGCUGCCUCCUCUUGUAAUCUUGGAUAGAAAUGUCAGAAAUUUUUUGUCAUAUUUAGUUGCAUGGUUUUGCAUGAUUUUGUGGUUUCUACGAUUAUAAUAAACUGUAGGCUUAUGCAGAAAUUUGGCAACUCUUGUCUUUUCUCAGAAUCCUACUAGAUUUAAAUUGUAUUUAUUUGGACAGACUGUAUCUCAACAUAAGCAAAUCCAAGUUAAUGAGUGUUGUCAGUUGAUUACAGGCAACAUUACAGAUUUUUAUGCUUAAGGAAUAAAAUUAAUGGUUAAAUAAACUGAUUAUUUUCUUUUCUUUGGCAUUUCUAUUGUCCUACUUGCUAAAAUACAAAACUUAGCUACUGUGAAACAAGAUGAAAUUUUCAGGCAGAUUUUUCAAAAAUAAGGUAUUUUGCUUUGAAGUAAUGAAUACUAUACAGUUAAUAAUUUUGAAAUGUAUUUUGGUGAAGAAAGCUAGUACAUAUUCAAUAAUUGGUGAACAAAGGAGUGAGUACUUAUUCAAUAAUUAUGAAUAGAUUAUAACCCAUGCAAGGUAAUGAUUUAAUAUAAGUGAUUAAGAAUUUGAAACAUGAUAAAAAGUUUCAGACUGAAUAGUUUAAAGAGUAUACUCAUUAAUGGGCCAUGAAUAUUUCAUGCUCAAAAAUAAUUUUUAAAAUGUUCUUGCUGCAUACCUUCUUUAAUCUUUGUAAGCUUUUUACAAAUGUCAUAAUUCUCAUUUGGUUUUAUUUCUUCAGUGCAGUUUUUCAUCAUAGUACAAAUUCAUGUUCAAUUUUAAAUUCACCCUGUAAAAAUAAACAUAUUAAAAUACCAUUAAGUUCUGAAUUUCAAGCUUUAACUGAGAGGUAUAAAAACAUUUAAAAUCAAUAGUUAACAUGGAAUUCUUGAACACUGAGCUUUCUUGGCUGAGAUUUACAUAAUUUGUUUGCAAUUUUGCAUCUUAGUAUGGAAAGUACAUAGCGUAUGAUUGAAAUUCUGUAUUUUAUGGUAGGAUUGUAAAAAGUUGAAAUGGGUGGAGCUUUACAGUUUUUGCUCUAUAUUAAUUAUUGUAUGAACUCUUCCUGUCCAUCUUCUUAGUUGUUGUCAUACUUCCUUUCUUUGAUCCUCUUCAGGUAAGGCUGACAAACUUUUCUGCAAGGCUUGGUGAAUACUUGUUUUAAUAUUUUUACUGGAUUAGUUACUUGGUGCAUUUAUUUGCAGAAAUGUUAUUCUCUGAGAAGGGAUUGUUUGCCAAUCUUUUUUAAUUUGGCGAUGGCAAUUGCAGAUAUGUACUAGAAAUACAACAUUUCCCUCAGCUCAAUGAACAAUACAAAUAAUUUAUUUUCCUUUUGUUUUCUUUUCUUGAAGCCGAUCAACAACUUAUCCUUACACAGAAACCCAGAUGUACAGCCAAAACACUGGGGGAAAUUAUUUUGAUACUCAAGGAAGUUCUGCGCAGGUGACAACAGUGGUCUCCUCUCAUAGCAUGGUGGGCACUGGAGGGAUUCAGAUGGGUGUCACAGGAGGACAACUCAUUAGCAGCUCAGGAGGGACCUAUUUGAUUGGCAAUUCAAUGGAAAAUUCUGGUCAUUCAGUGACUCAUACAACACGGACUUCCCCAGCUACAAUUGAAAUGGCGAUUGAGACACUGCAAAAGUCUGAUGGUCUGUCCACUCACAGAAGCUCUCUUCUCAACAGUCAUCUUCAGUGGCUUUUGGACAAUUAUGAAACUGCAGAAGGAGUGAGCCUCCCUAGAAGUACCCUUUACAACCAUUACUUACGACACUGUCAGGAGCACAAGCUGGAUCCAGUCAAUGCAGCAUCCUUUGGAAAACUCAUACGGUCAAUUUUCAUGGGGUUACGGACAAGAAGACUUGGAACUAGGGGAAACUCCAAAUACCAUUACUAUGGGAUUCGUGUCAAGCCAGAUUCUCCUCUUAAUCGACUACAGGAGGACAUGCAAUAUAUGGCUAUGAGACAGCAGCCCAUGCAGCAGAAACAGAGGUAUAAGCCCAUGCAGAAAGUGGAUGGAGUUGCAGAUGGCUUCACAGGAAGUGGUCAACAGACAGGCACAUCUGUUGAACAAACUGUAAUUGCCCAAAGUCAACAUCAUCAGCAGUUUUUAGAUGCAUCUCGAGUACUUCCAGAGUUUGGUGAAGUUGAAAUAUCUUCCCUACCAGAUGGUACAACCUUUGAGGACAUCAAAUCACUGCAGAGUCUUUAUCGAGAGCACUGUGAGGCAAUUCUGGAUGUGGUAGUGAAUCUUCAAUUCAGCCUGAUAGAAAAGUUGUGGCAAACUUUCUGGCGCUAUUCUCCCUCUACUCCACCUGAUGGUACUACUGUUAAUGAACCUAGCAAUCUGAGUGAAAUAGAAAGUCGACUUCCAAAAGCAAAACUGAUUACUCUGUGCAAACAUGAAUCUAUUCUGAAAUGGAUGUGUAACUGUGAUCACGUGAUGUACCAGGCUUUGGUGGAGAUUCUCAUUCCUGACGUCCUUAGACCUAUUCCUAGUGCCUUGACCCAAGCCAUUCGCAAUUUUGCAAAAAGCCUUGAAGGUUGGCUUUCAAAUGCCAUGAACAAUAUUCCACAGAGGAUGAUACAAACCAAGGUUGCCGCUGUAAGUGCCUUUGCCCAGACUCUGCGAAGAUACACAUCUCUAAACCACCUGGCUCAAGCAGCUCGUGCUGUUCUUCAAAACACUUCUCAAAUCAACCAGAUGCUCAAUGAUCUUAACCGUGUUGAUUUUGCCAAUGUUCAGGAGCAGGCUUCCUGGGUGUGCCAGUGUGAUGACAACAUGGUUCAGAGGCUAGAAACAGAUUUCAAAAUGACUCUUCAACAGCAAAGCACUCUGGAGCAGUGGGCUGCCUGGCUUGAUAAUGUUAUGAUGCAAGCCUUGAAACCAUAUGAAGGAAGACCCAGCUUUCCUAAAGCAGCACGGCAAUUUCUGUUAAAAUGGUCUUUCUACAGCUCAAUGGUGAUUCGAGACCUAACCUUGCGCAGUGCUGCUAGCUUUGGCUCUUUUCAUCUGAUCCGUUUGCUUUAUGAUGAAUACAUGUUUUACUUAGUAGAACAUCGUGUUGCUCAGGCCACAGGAGAGACACCUAUUGCAGUUAUGGGAGAGUUUGGUGAUUUAAAUGCUGUGUCCCCUGGAAAUAUGGAUAAAGAUGAAGGCAGCGAAGUUGAAAGUGAAAUAGAUGAAGAAAUGGAUGAAAAUGGAGAGCCGCAAGCAAAGAGAGAGAAAACAGAGCUAAACCAAGCAUUUCAGGUGGGCUGCAUGCAGCCAGUGCUUGAGAGUGGAGUACAGCAGAACCUCCUGAACCCAAUUCAUAAUGAGCACAUCGUUGCAACUACUCAGACUAUCAGACAGUGCAGUGCUACUGGAAAUACAUAUACUGCAGUCUAAUGUGAAACUUCUCCCCUCCCCCCAUCAUUACAUUAGCCCUUUGGGUUUAAGAGGAAAAAAAAUAAAAGAGAAAAAAAGUCUGAAAAUCGACUGUUGUUAAAUUUCAGCUGUACUGAGCAUUAUUUUAUUGGAGUCAUUAAAUGGUAUGGGUGUAAACAUUUUGCCAGACCUGUUUAAAAAAGAUUUUCUUGUAAACAGGAUCAUUUUACAUUGGCCACUCAAUAUGAAGAGUUUUCUUAUAAUCAAAUGCAAGAAAGAUUUUUGCAAAGCUUGGUGUUAAUGUUUUUGUCCUCUUAUAAUAAUUUAAUUUUUUUCAUAGUUUUUUUUAAAUAUUUUAAUGUUCAUUAUUGGUUAUGGUGAUGAUUUCAUAUACAUAGGUUUUUAAAUAGAUGCACUUCUGUGAAAUAUCAAAAGAACUAUUUUCUUUGAUUUACACUGGAGGCAUACUUAUUUGACAACAGAUGUAUCAAGUUUGUUAUAAAAGGUGCUUUUCCGUGGACAACUAGAAGACACUAUUUUGAUAAAAUUGUGAGUAUUCAGGGGGAUUUUUUGUAAUAAUGUUGAAGAGUUGAGAAGAUAUACUAGUUUCUUUCUGUGAGAAAGAAGCAAGUUUAAAUGGCAGAAUUGUAACAAUGUGAUAAUGUGUACGUACGUAACGAACGUACCUAAUUAUCUGACCAUCAUGUUAAGAAUGCAAGGUUCAUUAAAAAUCAACAGUUCCAGGUAUUAUUUGCAUACCAGUUCCUCUGUUUUGAAGACUACUGAUACUAAAUGUGGUGCCACUGAACAGGUACUUUUGGCUGUUGAGUGGUACUGUAGUUGUUAGAAGCUGAAGCUGAAAAAGAAGUGACUUAAUUAUUACUGUUAAUUUUUAAGUGUACAUGCUACUUAAGCUGGACUGGACAUACAGGAAAAUAUUCCAUUUGGAUGACUUUCUUCUAUUCCAGGUCUUUUCGUAUUAGUGGUUCAAUCUGCUGCUCUUAGAAAAGAUAAUUUAUAGAAUGCAAGGAAUGUAGCAACCUGCAUCAUUUUCCUUUCACAAAAAUAUUUCCUUGUUGUUACAGUGGAUUUAAACUUCUACAAAAAAUUAGGUAAGGCAGUGUAACUGGCACACCUCACUUUUACUUAUUCCCAGUUGUGUAGAAUUUGAAUAGGUGGCUAGAUGGACCAUUGCCAUUUAAGAAUGUACAUCAGGGAUCAUUGUACCUCGGCUAUUACAUGGUGCCUUAAACAGAACUGAAGCUAAGACUUAGUACUUUUUGUUAUUCUUAACUCUUAAAUUAAUUCAACAAGGUGUGCCUGUCAUUUUCAAAUUCCCUAAGAAGUAAGGACAGGUUACAUAGCCUUCAAAAUAAUAAAAUGAUUUUUUAUUAUUAAAUGAUUUUAAUAUCCCUCUUAGAAUGACAAUAAACCUAUUUUUUCUUGUUUCUAGCUGGAUUUCACUUUAUUACAAAUAAAAUUUGCUUGGGAAUCUGGAAGGCAAAACUAGCUUUAAUACCACAUUCAGAUGUCAAGAUAGAUUGACUAUAGUCCCAAGCAUGAUUAUAUAUAUUUUUAGACCCAUGUCUACUUCUAAUUUUAAAAGGUAAAAAUGAAUAAAUGAGCAGGUACAUAAUGCAGUGCAUGUUUUCAAUUUGUAUGUUUUGUGGGGUAUCAGCCUGAUUUUACAUUUUAAUGGCUCGAUCUCGUAUUGACAGUUUAUAUAAAGCAUACAUUAAUUGCCAUUUUUAUUCUUAAAUAUUUCAUUAUGCAGACACAUGAAUUUGCCACGUUAUAUAGGGCAUUGAGUAAGAAAAAAAGAAAAAAAAGAAAAAAAAAGCCAAAAA
This is a messenger RNA of Lagopus muta (rock ptarmigan), 6873 nucleotides long. RefSeq names its product regulatory factor X3 (gene RFX3). The record is from RefSeq and is a predicted model, not a curated record. Bases 3047 to 5047 code for a protein of 666 amino acids. Gene Ontology annotation, cellular component: nucleus. Gene Ontology annotation, biological process: regulation of transcription by RNA polymerase II. The transcript is spliced from 15 exons. NCBI's taxonomy places the organism in Eukaryota, Metazoa, Chordata, Aves, Galliformes, Phasianidae. Gene Ontology annotation, molecular function: RNA polymerase II cis-regulatory region sequence-specific DNA binding; DNA-binding transcription factor activity, RNA polymerase II-specific.